AUGCCCACCGACAGGCCCCGGGGGACCUCGCCGGCACCAGGACCCCCCGGGAUGAUGCCCCCGGGCCUUGCGCCUCGUGCCUCGGGCUCGGCCGCCCGCCUCGCGCGCCCCCCUUCAACCACCCACUCCGUCCGCCGGAGCGGCCAACUCCCCCGCCCGCGCCAACUGGCACCCCAUGCCCCCUUCCCCAUCCCCCCCUCUGACCGCCCGUGGCGCGUGGUGGCGUGGCCGGCGGGGCGCCGGAGGGUCCUGCUGCGAGGGUCCUGCUGCGAGGGUCACCCUGCCAGGGCCCCCACUGUCAGAUCCCCCGCCGCCCCGGCACUCACACAACGCAACGCAACCACAGUCACGGAUCCUCAAUCCCCCAACCCCGGACCGCUGGGCCCAGGUCGCUUCUACACAGACUCACCGACCCCAUUUGGGGUGUAA
Messenger RNA from Penicillium crustosum, 429 nucleotides. RefSeq lists its product as uncharacterized. The transcript has 2 exons. Lineage: Eukaryota; Fungi; Ascomycota; Eurotiomycetes; Eurotiales; Aspergillaceae. The record is from RefSeq and is a predicted model, not a curated record. The coding region runs from base 1 to 429 and encodes 142 amino acids.